This is a messenger RNA of Dicentrarchus labrax (European seabass), 4259 nucleotides long. RefSeq names its product FUS RNA binding protein (gene fus). NCBI's taxonomy places the organism in Eukaryota, Metazoa, Chordata, Actinopteri, Moronidae. The transcript has 15 exons. Gene Ontology annotation, biological process: regulation of DNA-templated transcription. Bases 148 to 1626 code for a protein of 492 amino acids. Gene Ontology annotation, molecular function: transcription coregulator activity; RNA binding. The record is from RefSeq and is a predicted model, not a curated record. Gene Ontology annotation, cellular component: nucleus.
CAGUGGACCGUUAAAGGGACGCCGGUGUUCGUGCAUCCAUCUUCCUCCUCCUCCUCCUCCUCCUCUUCCUCCUCGGGUCAGUCAGUAAACAGCUCGCUGUUUGAUCUGCGGGGUUUACGGUUACCGGCUGUUCCUUCGUCCGUUGAAAUGUCGUCUAACGAUUAUUCCCAAACAUCUGCCCAGGGCUAUGGGUCCUACGGUGGAAGUGGAGGUGGCGGUGGCGGUGGCGGCUCCAACCAGGGCUACGGUCAGUCUUCCGGCCAGAGUUACAGCCAGCAGGGCUACGGAGGCUACAACCAGAGCUCGGACAGCGGCUCCGGCUCCUACAACCAGGGAGGAUACGGCAGCUACAGUCAGCCCUCGUCAGGAGGAUACGGUUCUCCGUCUUCUAACCAGGGUGGCAGCGGUGGUGGUAGCGGCGGCGGCGGCGGCGGCGGCAGUGGUUAUAAUCACUCCAGUCAGUCCUAUAGCUCUGGAGGAUACAACAGCAACCAGCCCUCCAGCAUGAGCUACAACCAGCAGUCAUCCUUCUCUGGGUACAGCCAGCAGCAGCCUCCUUCCUCAUCCUCCUCAGGCUAUGAAGGGAGCUCGCAGGCUCCCGGCUACAACCAGCCACCGAGCGGCGGACAGAGCGGAGGUGGUUACGGCAGCAGUGGCGGUCAGACUGGUGGCUACGGGGGCAGCGGGGGCCACCAGCAAUCAUCCCAACACGGAGGAGGUCACUACAACCAGCCUCCGAGCUACAACUCUCCCCCUCCUCAGAGCUACAGUCAGCAGAGCCAGUACGGUGGAGGUGGAGGAUACGGAGAUGAAAGCCCGCCGUUGAGCGGAGGAGGAGGUGGAGGGUACGGUGGUCCUGAUGGAGGUUACGGUCAGGAUGGACGUGGAGGCAGGGGCCGCGGGGGUGGAUUUGGAGGACGUGGCGGCGGUGGCGGCGGCGGCGGUGGCGGAUACGAUCGCGGUUUUGACCGAGGUGGCCGAGGCGGACCGAGAGGAAGAGGAGGCAUGGGAAUGGGCGAUCGUGGAGGAUUCAAUAAGUUUGGUGGACCAAGAGACCCGGGACAUGGAGGACCCGGCUUCAUGCAAGACCAGGAUAACUCUGAUAAUAACACCAUCUUCGUGCAAGGCCUGGGCGACGACUACACUGUUGAAUCAGUGGCAGACUUUUUUAAGCAGAUCGGGAUCAUUAAGGUCAACAAGAAGACCGGCCUCCCAAUGAUCAACCUGUACACAGACAGAGAGACGGGGAAGCUAAAGGGGGAGGCCACAGUUUCCUUCGAUGACCCCCCCUCAGCUAAGGCCGCCAUCGACUGGUUUGAUGGUAAAGACUUCAAUGGCAAUCCUAUCAAGGUGUCUUUUGCAACCCGCAGAGCCGACUUCGGAGGCCGAGGUGGGAUGAGGGGAGGUCGAGGACGAGGAGGGCCGAUGGGUCGCGGUGGAUUCGGAGGGGGUCGAGGUGGAGGUUUCCCAGGAGGCAACGGGGGCAGCGGUGGAGGAGGAGGAGGAGUAGGAGUAGGAGUAGGAGGAGGAGGUGGUGGAGGAGGUGGAGGAGGAGGAGGAGGAGGAGGAGGGGGCAACAGAGAGCUGGAGACUGGAAGUGUUCAAACCCCAACUGUGGCAACUUGAACUUCUCGUGGCGUAACGAGUGCAACCAGUGCAAGGCCCCGAAACCGGAGGACGCUGGUGGGAUGUCCCCAAUGGACAGAGGGGGUUACGGAGGAGAGCGCCGAGGGGGGUUUGAGCGGGGCGGCUUCAGGGGCCGAGGGGGCGACCGCGGGGGCUUCAGAGGGGGCCGAGGGGGCGACCGGGGAGGAUACGGCCCUGGGAAGAUGGACGCAAGGUCAGAAACAAACAGCACUCUCUGGGGUGACCGCAGGCAGGAGCGGCGAGGUCGUCCCUACUAACUCACCCACCAAGGACAAACCUCGACACAAAGCCCAGUGUGUGUACCGUCGUCCGUGCUGGGCCCGGUCCCGUGACCUUUCACCUUUUAUAGAACUGUUCACUUUGAACCAGUGUGUAGAGAAAUGUGACGAUCCCUGUUCCUUCAGUUAGCUCUUGUUGGUGUUCAGUCCGGUGUUUGCACAGCGCGGCCUCGUUUAGAACAACCUGAGUGUGAGUUUCAGUCCUGGAGUGUUAUUAAGGAGCCAAUCAGGAAUUACCUGAUAAUUAAUGACUCAUUAAUAUGUAGUUGGGACGAUAUUAAAGUCUCUGUCAGUCAGUGAUUCUUCUGAUGGAAGUUUAAAGUUUCUCUGAGCUCGUUAAACAUCUGAUUCAUCAUCUGAUCGAUAGACAAAUAGUCUAAUAAUAAUAACAACAAUAAUAAUAAUAAUAAUAAUAAUAAUAAUAAUAGGUAGUAAAAGGUUUCACUGAAACUUCACUAAAAUCUAGGUGUGAAAAAACAUUUUGGUGAACUGAAUUAAAAAUAUAAAACUAACUGAAAUGAUAAAGUAGAAUAAAAGUACAGAGGAAAUAUCAGAUUAGGUCGAAUGUGUUUGUAUUAUACGAGUUAUUCUGAAGACUUCCUUUUAUAAUGAAAAGAAAAACUAAAACACUGAAACUAAUAAAAACAAGUAAACUCUCUGGACUGAACUAUAAAACUAUUAAAGAACUAAAUUUAAAAACCAUAAUAACUGUCAGUCUGUCCUGAUCCACCAGUACAAACACACUGACCAUCGUUUAUAUAUUCAUACACUCAGGAGUCGAUUACUUUACUUUACUUUACUUUACUUUACUUUAAGGAUUUUAAUGUGUAAAUUAUAAUUUUAUUAGCAGACAAACAUUAAAAUACGUCUGGAGGGAAUCAAGUUUGUAUUCGGUUGCAGAGAUUGUGGCCGAGCCGUCGUUCUGGUUUGAGGUGGAUUACAGCCGACACUUCGUCUGACCUUCGGCGACGUCGGGGAUUUAAAAACCUGUCGGAGUUGUUUUCACUGUCACUCUGUUGUUGGUGUGAAGUUACUGUCAGGGAACGACUUCCAACAGAUAAUAAUGAUGGCCAGAAUCUGUGGAAGUGAGACUGAGGUUGUUCAAAUCAAGAAGAAAAUCACUUAAAUGUGAGAAUAUAAUUUAUCUUAUCUAAAUUGGAGAAUGUGAUUAUCAGGAGUUGCUGAUUCAUUUUCUGUUGGCCAAUCAAUUAAUCAAUAAUGUCCUACUGUGCUCUCUCAUCCAUCUCAGUUAUGGACCAACUUUCAGCGUCUUCUUCACCUCGACAUUUUUUACAUUUAAUGGCAGUUUGGUGGUUUUAAUGAUGCAGCUCUGAGCAAACUCCACAGAGGAAAGUUUAGGAUGAAGACACUGACAUGAUGUUGGCCCGAGGCCUCGGUUUGAACAGGUUUAAUAACAGAAACUGAACUGAAGCCGCUCCCGUGAAUGUAAAAGAAAACAAAAGCAGAAAAUCGUUUGUGCUUCUUUACGGUCGGAGGUUUUCUGUGUCACUCUAAUUGGACUCGUGCCCGACUCUCACCUGUCAACCUGAGGAGGUCAGUUAGUGACUGAUAACAACCAGCAUAAAGUGUGUAUGUGUAACGUUAGCUGACACACAAAACCAGGCUGGAAUGACACACACACACACACACACACACACACACACACACACACACACACACACACACACACACACACACACAGUGUAUAGGACUGGAGUCAGAGGUUGGACGUUACUGUACUCGAGUAUUUUGUGACAACUUUUCCCUUUUCCCUCAACAUUUUAACACAAAUAUCUUUAAGAACAGGCUCCUUACUUUAGUUUUGAUGCAUCUGAAGGGAAUUAUUGAUUAUUUUAUUGCACCAGUCUGCAGAAAUAUUACAGUACAAUAAAACAUUUACACCACAUUCAAAAAGCUGUAAAGGUUUUUCCCCCAAGAAGCUGCAUGAGAUCAACAUAAAGAGAGACUCCUGGGUUCCCAUAGGACCCAUUUUCAUUCAGAUAUCUGGGGGUCAGAGGUCAAUGGAUCCCUUUUAAAAAUGCCAACACCAGUUUUUCCAUCACCAAAAUUGAGCUUAAUAAUAGCAGGAUAGCAGUGGAUGUGUUUGGUCGUCUAGUUUCAUAUACAACCAGUAUUUGUCCCUCAGUAGAGAGCGUGUGCUCAGAAUCACGUAUCCAACCUCUGACAACGUCACAGCGGGGGAAAGAUCGUGAUGAGUUUUUGUAAACGAGGCCUCUCGUCUGUGCAGAUGUUUCAGUGUAUUUAUUAUUUAUGAGUUGUUUUUUGUAUUGUGCAUGUGCUGGUUUUCAAAUGAAAGUUGUUGAUGAAACCAAA